CUUGCGCCAUUUCUGAUUGAACAAUAAUCACCUCAUAAAUAUUAUGUUGCUCACGCAAAAACAAUAUGUAAAACAAAGGUAAUUAAUAAGUACGGUUUUUCAAGAGUAAAUGAGCAGUGUGCUACGAAAUCCAAGCGUUUGCCGCUGCCGGCACGUGUUGUGCGGGAGCGGGCUCUAGCGGAUAUUUACGCGCCAACACCAGUUGGGUCGAUCAGCCUGGUUGGAAGCAGGUCUGACGUUCGAAAAGCAACUGCCUGCCGAGUGUGAUAACGGUGGAGUGUGGGAUUAUCUUGUACUGUGCAAUUCUGUGACAGAAAACACCGUGACGUUUGCUGCAGUAUUCUUAAUAGGUGUUAACCAUCAAUCAUCAAAAUUGAUCGAAACGCUUUACGAGAAAUGGCGAGUAAUAUUGACUCGCCAACGGCGUCAAGGCCGUAUGGACGGAAAAGGCAUCGCCGUACAGGAGUAGAUGAAAAAACGCAAGAUUCUGAAAAUUUGACCGAACACUUCCGUCGUAGUAAGGUACCUCGAGCAGAUGCGUCCUUAUAUCAACCCAACCAACCGUACCUUCCCGGCGACCAUCUCUUCGGUGUCAUCGAGAGGAUCUCCCUCAAGAAUUUCAUGUGUCACUCUCACUUGGAGUUCGCCUUUGCACCGCGCGUGAACUUCAUAGUGGGCCGAAAUGGAAGUGGCAAAAGUGCGGUCCUGACUGCGGUUAUGGUAGGUUUAGGCGGAAAAACAACUGCAACCAAUCGUGGAGCAAAAACCGCUAGCUUUAUCCAGAAUGGAAAGCCUUCAGCACGCGUGGAGAUAACUUUGGCCAACAGAGGAAGUUAUGCAUAUAAGCCUGACGAAUUCGGGCCCAGUAUUACAGUUUCGCGCAUCAUUCGACGAACCGGUGCCCAGUACGAAAUUCGGUCGCACGAUCGACGUCUUGUAUCAACAAAACACGAAGACCUCCAAACAAUAUUACGUCACCUAAAUAUUCAAGUAGAUAACCCCAUUGUUGUGUUGAAUCAGGAAACGUCUCGAAAUUUUCUACAAUCGAAAAAUGCCAAAGACAAAUAUCAAUUUUUUAUGAAAGCCACCCAGCUUGAGGAGAUUAAGGAAAAUUACCGACAAACUGCUGAAGACUACAAACAGGCCACAAGGAAUUUAGAGAGUAAGAGCGAGCUUCUGAAUGAGCUGGAAAGUCAGAAAGCUGAAUAUGAACUACGGUUGAAAAUUGUGGCUAAUAUCGCUAACGAGCGCCUCAAAGUCGAAAAACUAGAGGGUGAACUUCUCUGGUCGGCUGUCGUUAAGCAUGAAGCUCUAGUCAAGGAAGCAACCACACAGGUUGAGAAAUACGAAGCCCACUUAGUUCAGUUACAAAAACAAAUGGAUACCGUUGUUAACGAUAUUGAGUUUGCUGAGAAAGAAGUCGCAGAGAAGACCACGCGGAUUGAAGUGAGCCUGGCUGAAAAAUCGGAACUGACAAAACAAACUGAGGCUUCAAGAAGAACUGUCAAUCAAUUAAAGGAAAACUUCCGCAGUAUUGAGACCGAGCAGAAGAAGCUGAAACGUGAAAUCCGUGAUUUGCAAGGCGAUCGGGUCGCUAUUCAGAAUCACAUGUCUAAUCAACAGGAAUUAGGCAAGGAAUGGCAUCAGGAGAAGGCUCGUAGAGAACAGGAAAUUGAAAUCAUAUUAGAUAAAAUAAAAAAACUCCGCGAAAGCGAACCCGAAGCUCAAGCAACAGAACAAGCCGCUAGGAAGGAACUGGCCCGUACGGAGGAUAUGGCUCGUGAACACAGGACGACUUUGUCAGAUCUGGAGACUCAAGUACAACGCCUGCGUCAUCGCAUCUCCAUAGCCAGGGCGACUCUGAAAGAUGCAGUCAACCGUUUCGGGCCUUCGACAGCUCAGGUUCUCAGAGACAUCGUCGACGAGAAGCGCUUUCGUGUACCUCCAAAAGGCCCGAUAGGGAAUUUUGUUGCUGUAAAGGAUGAUAAUUGGGUAUACGCCGUCGAACGUCAUUGUUCCAGCACAUUAACUGGUUGGAUGGUCGACAAUAAUGAAGACAGCAAACUGCUCAAGCAGAUCCUCCUAAGACAUCGAGUCACUCCAAUGACGUUGUACACUCGGCGAAUGGGUCGUCCACGGUACAAUUGUUCCAUGCCAGACUCUCGGAACUCGAGCUCGCGUUGUAUGGUCUCAGUGGUCGAUAUAAAAGACAACGACGUGUUUAAUCUUUUAAUUGAUAUUAAUCGAAUCCACAAUGUGCUGCUUUAUGACCAGCUCAAUGUGGCACUAGCCGACAUGAAAAACCAAGUUACUGUUCCAAAAAAUUGUACACUCGCGGUGGACGUGGAAUACAAUCGGGUAUUUCCGACUCCAAAAUAUCGUUAUUUCGCAAACGACCGCCCGCUUCAGGUCAAAUACCUGAGUCGUACGGCUGAUGAUAUUUUACCUCAGCUCGAAAGAGAACUAGAACCGCUUAUAAGACAGGAAGCCAUCGCCAAACAAGACCUACAGAUUGCACAACGCGCGCAGGCGAAUGCCGAGAAAACGGUACGGGAGGCGAAGUCUGUGUUCAGGGAUAUCACUCGAAGUUUGGCCAAAUAUGAAGAAGAGGUUCGGCAACUUCGAGAUUUCGAGGAGCCUGUUUCUGUCACUAAUGCCCCACUGGAGAACGAAAUCAAGAGAAUUGAUAAGGAGAUCGCAGCAAAAGAAGCUCAAUUCUUCCCGAUACAGGAACGUAUCAAAGAAGCCAUCGAUGCAAUCAGACCUGCAAACAAUACACUCAAAGAGAAGGAACUUAUGAUCCAAGAAAUAAAUGACAGGACCCAACGACUCCGCAAGGAGGUCGAACGGCUACAGCAACGAAUCAAGGAACACCGUGUUGAGCUGAGAAACUUCAGCAGUAGGAAAGGUGGUCUCGAGGAUACAUUAGAACAGCUGAGAGAAGAACAGGCCGUCAAGCAACGUGAACUUGAUGAAGCAGCACAAAAAGCCGUCGAAAAAUGUUCGGAACGGAUCGACACAAGGCGAAGAGAAGGGGAGUUAAGGAUAGAACUUAAAACGCUCAAACAACAAAUAGCACACAUGGAAAGCGAACAACCAGAUCCGGUAGAAACAAAGGAGAACUAUGACCGAUGCGUCGAAAAGUAUAACUGCCUCUCAGAAGAGCUAAAUCUGAUUAAUACGUACAUGCUCGAGUUAUCGCGGCUAACACAGAAGCGGCUAAAUCUCUACAAGACCGUACGAGAUCUCUACUGUUUCCUCAUUAAUACGCUAUUCAAUUCGCUCAUGAUGUACGAGAAGUUUUAUGCGGAACUGCUGUUCAAUCACGAAGCGCAAACCUUGGAAAUACACGUUCCUGUACUCGCUGGUAAUAAUUCCAAUGCAUCUCGCGACGUUCGAGGCUUAUCCGGUGGCGAAAGAUCGUACUCGACUGUUUGCUUUAUCUGCUCACUGUGGGUAAAUACGGCUUCAACACCAUUCCGGAUGUUGGACGAAUUCGACAUCUUCAUGGACAUGAGUAAACGUCGUAAAAGUUUACAAAUGCUUCUGCAAGUCUGUCAGCUACAGCCAGGCUGCCAGUUUAUCUUCCUCACGCCCUUGGAAAUGCCUCAACUCGAUGCCCUUAAAGAAAAUAUCGUCCGAAUCCAGAUGAUGCCCGAACCAAGAAGAAACAAUUUAUCAAUGGCAUCAACUUCGUCUAUGGAUCAAAUGAUAUAAAUGUCCAACAAAAGCGUUAGGCAAGUCUAACGUAAGCAAACAGACACGUGAAUUUUGUCUUCAGAAGACAGCCUAUUGACUGGAACGUGCUAGCAGCUGCAUACUCACAGUGAAGGUCAUAUUAUUUCGGCGUCUCCAAGCUGAUUCUUAGGCCAACGUUAAUGUAGAAAUAUAAAUAUCAAGUAAACAUGUCAUCAAAAGCAAAUAUUAUUUGUGUAGACACUUAUCACUGAACAAAGGAGAAGGAAAUUUACCAUUAAUAUAAGAUCCGUUGUAUAUAUUAAAUAUUACAUGCAUCUAUAAACAAUGCAUGCCAUGAAAAAUGAUGACAUAACACUCGUUAAAAUGACAAUUGUGGAGCGACCCAAUAGGUCUGUUGUCAUUUCUUAACGUAGUGAACUCCCCGGCAUCGUUACAUUGUUUUUCAUUACAAAAAAGAAAAGUUGCCAGGGUGUUCCUAAGGAAACCUACAGUGUGGUAAACAAGCUCAAAUAUGAACAGCGGUGUAGAACAGCAUAACAGUGUUGUAAUAGCAAUGCAGUACACACUGACUGAACAAACGACGCGACGAUGGCCAUAACAUUUGAUUAAUACAUGAUCAACAAAAGAAAUCCAAACCAGGCAUGUCAUACAGGUAAAACAUAAUAUUCAAAAUUUUAUCGAUUUGCUAAGAAUGAUACUUGUGAUCUGGCCGAUCACAAGAUCAGAUUUUCUUAUAAAAGGAGCAUUUGUAUUAUAUUACCUUCCAAAUUAAUCGGUUCGAAGUAAGAAGCAAAAAAUGUAUGAAAUUUGAAUUAUUUCCCGACUGAUUACUUGUUGGAAUAGCAGGCAGAUUCAAUAAGAAGC
Messenger RNA from Varroa destructor (honeybee mite), 4563 nucleotides. RefSeq names its product Structural maintenance of chromosomes 6 (gene SMC6). Gene Ontology annotation, biological process: chromosome organization; double-strand break repair via homologous recombination. Lineage: Eukaryota; Metazoa; Arthropoda; Arachnida; Mesostigmata; Varroidae. Gene Ontology annotation, molecular function: single-stranded DNA binding; protein binding; ATP binding. The record is from RefSeq and is a predicted model, not a curated record. Gene Ontology annotation, cellular component: nucleus; Smc5-Smc6 complex; chromosome.